Molecule: messenger RNA, 1191 nt
Organism: Chrysochloris asiatica (Cape golden mole)
Lineage: Eukaryota; Metazoa; Chordata; Mammalia; Afrosoricida; Chrysochloridae
Gene: METTL22
Product: methyltransferase like 22
Exons: 10
Coding region: 1-1191 (396 amino acids)
Biological process (GO): protein methylation
Cellular component (GO): nucleus
Molecular function (GO): protein methyltransferase activity
Source: RefSeq, a predicted model, not a curated record
AUGGUCCAGCCGGCUCCCUCCUCAGCCAUGGACGAGAUCACCUUCAAAAGUGACACUGUGCUGUCAGACGUCCACCUCUACACCCCGAAUCAGAGACACCUCAUGGUGCGGCUCAACGGCGUGGGGCAACCCGUUUUCCUUUCCCAGUUCAAGCUUCUGUGGAGCCAGGAGUCUGGGGCUGAGGGCGGAGACCACAGAGACUCUCACACAGAGGAGACUUCCCCAACUGAGGCAAGCCCCCCAGAAUCCCUUCCAGGGAGUGACCACAGCCCUGAAGGUUUCUCCCUCCAGACCUGCCAGGAGGGGGCAGGAGCCCAGCUGGACGAGGAUGGAGACCUGAAUGUAGUGAGAAGACCCCGGGCCACCUCUGACCCCGACCCGGCGAGGCCCUUGAGAGAGAAGGUGCACCCUGUGAUUCUGUCCCAGGAUGAGGGCGACAUCCCAGAAGACAGAACGCAAACAGGCAGUCUCUACGGCAUCAUCAGAAUAGAACACACCAUGGCCACCCCCCUGGAGGACGUUGGCAAGCAGGUGUGGCGGGGCGCUCUGCUCUUGGUAGACUACAUCCUGUUCCAACGGGAUUUCCUCCAGGGACGCACCGUGUUGGAGCUCGGGGCAGGCACUGGGCUCGCCAGCAUCGUCGCAGCCACCAUGGCCCAGACCGUGUACUGUACAGAUGUUGGGGCUGACCUCUUGGCCAUGUGCCAGCAAAACAUCACCCUCAACAGCCACCUGACUGCCGCUGGAGGUGGCUCAGUCAAGGUUAGAGAACUGGACUGGCGGGAAGAGGACCUAUGCACAGAUCCUGCAGUCCCCUUCUCCUGGUCACAAGAGGACAUCUCUGACCUGUACAACCACACCACUGUACUGCUUGCAGCAGAAGUGUUUUACGAUGAUGACCUAACAGACGCCCUGUUUCAGACUCUCUUCCGACUCACUCAGAAACUGGAGAAUGCCAGUACAGUCAUCUUGUCGGUGGAGAAGAGGCUGAACUUUACGCUGAGACACUUGGACGUGACGUGCGAGGCCUACGAUCACUUCCGUGCCUCCCUGCACGCCCUGGAGAAGCGGACCCCUGGCAAAGUGCGGUUCCAGGUGCAGCCGGUGGAAGCUUCCUUCCCACAGAACCUCGCCUACGAGCGCAUCCCACAGCUGGAGCUCUGGCGGAUCCUGGCGGAGCCCGUGCCAUGA